Molecule: messenger RNA, 1329 nt
Organism: Sordaria macrospora k-hell
Lineage: Eukaryota; Fungi; Ascomycota; Sordariomycetes; Sordariales; Sordariaceae
Molecular function (GO): nucleotide binding
Source: RefSeq, a predicted model, not a curated record
AUGAGUGAAGCAUCCCAGUCCGUUGCCAAAGGCGGUACGGGAAGAAAGCGGUAUGCCAUCGUCGGCACGGGUGGCCGAGCCGGCUUCUUCUACAACGCCAUUGCAACGGAUUACAGCUCGACCUCAUGCGUUGUCGGAUUAUGCGAUACAAAUCAGAUCAGGAUGGAUUACGCCAACGGCCAGCUCGAGUCCCUGGGCCACGGAAAAGUUCCCACCUUUCUGGCCGCCGACUUCGAUGCCAUGAUCAAAUCCACUGCUCCAGACGAGGUGAUUGUGACCACGAUCGACCGCACGCACAACAUCUACAUUGUCCGCGCCCUCGAGCUCGGCUGCAACGUCAUCACCGAAAAGCCCAUGACCAUCGACGCCUCCCGAUGCCGCGACAUCUUCUCGGCUGUCGAUCGCACGGGCGGCAAGGUCCGGGUUACCUUCAACUACCGGUACGCCCCGCACAACACCAAAGUGUUUGAGAUUUUGCGCUCCGGCGCCAUCGGCACCGUGACCUCCAUCCACUUCGAGUGGCUUCUCAACACCUCGCACGGCGCCGAUUACUUCCGGCGCUGGCACCGCGAUAAGAAGAACAGCGGCGGCCUGCUCGUCCACAAGUCCACCCACCACUUCGACCUGGUCAACUUUUGGCUGCAGACCCGUCCUCUAUCCGUCUUUGCCCAGGGCGACCUCAAGUUCUACGGCAAGGAGAACGCCGAGAAACGCGGUGUGACCAAGUUCUACAGCCGCACUCGCGGCAGCGAAGUCGCCAAAGAGGAUCCCUUCGCUCUAGACCUGGAGACCAUCCCGGCGCUCAAGGCGCUGUACCUCGAUGCCGAAGGCGAGGAUGGGUACUAUCGCGACCAGAGCGUUUUUAGCGACGGGAUUAGCAUCGAGGAUACCAUGAACCUGUUGAUCCGGUAUCGCAACGGGGCGGUCAUGACGUAUUCUUUGACGGCUUACGCUCCGUGGGAAGGGUUCCGCGUGAACUUUAACGGGACGGGCGGCCGGUUAGAGGUGGAGGUGGUGGAGAAUAGCUAUGUCAAUUCGGGAGGAGACCAGGCGCUGGAGGGUGCGUUGGAGAAGCGGACGAUCUUGUUAAGGCCGUUGUUUGAGCAACCGAGGGAGAUUGAGAUUGAGGAGAGCAAAGGCGCUCAUGGCGGAGGGGAUAGUGUGUUGCUGAAUGACUUGUUCGGAGUGCCGACGACGGAUGAGUACAUGCGCGCGGCCAGCCAUGUCGAUGGGGCGGCGUCGAUAUUAACGGGGAUUGCGGCGAAUCGGUCGAUCGAGACGGGGCAGGUGGUGUUUGUAGAUGAUAUCUUGAAGGUGCCUGAGAGUUGA